Molecule: messenger RNA, 435 nt
Organism: Cooperia oncophora
Lineage: Eukaryota; Metazoa; Nematoda; Chromadorea; Rhabditida; Trichostrongylidae
Source: the annotation of a GenBank genome assembly
AUGAGGAUGCAAACCGGGUCAAGUGAUGAGCCGACGCUGACGUCCAGUGACGGUAGUGGAGACCAGUUAAGUAAAGCUGAAGCCGAAGUAUAUGACCGCCAGAUACGAUUGUGGGGAUUGGAAGCCCAACAAAAGUUGCAUACGGCAAGCGCGUUCUUAUACGGAUUGUCAGGAGUGGGCGCAGAAAUCGCUAAAAAUCUUAUGUUGUGCGGUUUACGUUCCCUCACUCUUAUGGAUGAUAAAAUUGUGGACGAAGAGGAUAUCGAUUCAAAUUUUUUGUUGGCAAAUGGCUCUAUUGGUCAAAAUCGUGCGAAGUCAUCGUAUGAGAAGGUACAAGCGCUGAACCCAAUGGUUAAAGUUGAGGUCGUUGAAUCCAGUCUGAAAUGCAUCGAUCCUGCCUUCAUACCACGCUUUACUCUUUGUUGUGCUAUGUGA